AUGGCCGAGACGGAGAGCACCACGCCGGACACUGGUCCACCACUUCCGUUGGUUGAGCUGUGCCUGCGGAGCGUCGAGGGGCUGGUGCUGCACCGCCCCCAGGAGCUGCCGGCGGUGGCGGCCUGUUUGGGCGUGCUGCCGCGCAGCUCCGUGUCGCAGUUCGUCGAGUCUCUUCUGCUCAAGAGCAUGACCGGCCUCUACCCCCUUCCCCGGUUCGAGAGCUUCUUCUGGAAGUGGGGCAACCUCCGAGGCCGCGUGUGCGCCGAAGGCUGCCCGUCCAAGGUCCCCGUUCCCUUUCGAAUGCGGGAUCAGGUGGCCCAAAAGCUCAUGAAGCGAAAGCGAGGGACUUCGAUCGGGCCAGACUUGGCGUGGUGCGAGCGUGACGACCUCACCCGCUGCUUCAACUGCGGUUGCACCAUAUGGGACAUGGGCGAGUACAGGAAGGGGAUGACCAACGACGAGGUUGAUGAUGUUGAAAGUGGCGCCUUUGGCAACUUCAACUUCCUCUUCAUCCACUACCUCUUGCUCUGCCUGCGCCCGAGACUGCCCCGAGUGUGGUCGGCAUACGUGCAAGCGCUGUCGUGUGCCCUGCUCGUCCUGUGGCAAGAAGCGCGUCUGCGGGCUCUGCCUUCGACCUCGGCGCUGGCCGACGAGGUGGGCCUGUGCUGGGAUUGCCAGGACCAAGACAGGGCCUGA
Molecule: messenger RNA, 696 nt
Organism: Acanthamoeba castellanii str. Neff
Lineage: Eukaryota; Discosea; Longamoebia; Acanthamoebidae
Exons: 7
Coding region: 1-696 (231 amino acids)
Source: RefSeq, a predicted model, not a curated record